UAGUGUUCCAAUCAGGGGCGGACUGACUAUUUGGAAACUGGGGCACUGCCCGAGGGCCCGGGGUCAGUAGGGGGCCCCAUGAGAUGCCCCUGGUACCUUUUUCAUAGGCUUUUUUGAGUUUGGGCAAGGACCAGGGGCCCCAUGAUGCCUUAAUGCCCGGGAGCCCCAUGAGUUGUCAGUCCGCCACUGGUUCCAAUACUUUAUGUCAUCUGACUUUACUGGCUGUAUGCUUGUUCCAGAUUCAUAAUCAGAAAGUACCAAAGCCAAAGACUUGCCAGGCAGCU
Staurois parvus is the source of this 284-nucleotide messenger RNA. Lineage: Eukaryota; Metazoa; Chordata; Amphibia; Anura; Ranidae. The record is from the annotation of a GenBank genome assembly.